AUGCCUUUCGGGAAGAGCUGUGUAAGGUUGUGUUCAGCAGAAUGUCUAUUUUCAAACAAGGAGGCGCGCUCCGAUCAGGAGCACCUGUCAGGUGUCAUCUUGCUGAAUAGCCCGGAGAACGCCCAGUGGUCGUGCAAGGAAUACUUUCGUUUGUGGAAGUUGUACCGGGGGAAAAGACAUGCCUCAUCACCACUGCCUAAACGUCCUAUCUGCUACUUUAUCUGCGCAGAUGGGGCUUAUGAUGCGCUCCUACACUAUUAUUAUACCCAUUAUGAUGAACUCUGCGAUCUAGGGUUAUUCCCUGAUGGGCAUGGAAAGUCUCGAGGAACGGGUGAAACUGUGCCUCUCCCCCCGUUUCCGCUUUGUGAUAUUGUGAUCGGCGAUAUGGACAGUUCAAACCGCUUUAAAAAAUACAUAAACACCAGUGAAGUCCAAGACCAGCCCCGCAAGGACUCCUCUCAAACUGAACACUUGGCUUUUGCUCAGGAAUCGCAGCUCCCUUUUCUGGUUACAGGGGGCUGGUACAAUCACGUCAAAGAGAUCCCUUGUGAGAUGCUGGGAAAAAUUCGCUUACGAGCCUUGGCCUUAGCACGAGGCGGCGGCGAUGGUGGAUACCCUGUGUUAGAGUCAACUUUGCCGUAUCUCUUUCCUAUCACGUGCCAGAUGACGACUGACUUCAGCAAAUCCAUGCUUAUUUUACGCCGCCUAAAACGUCGUUACCCAUGCGACUUCCCGGAGUAUUACGAUGAUGGCGCCCCGUUAUGGAGGGAUCCAAGCAACAAGCGGAGGCCUUUUAUCGAUCGUUAUGACGAUGCCAACGACGAUGAUGAGAUGAUGACGGAGGAAGAGCGUGACGCCGCGGCCCCCACUGCACCGUUAGUUCAGGCGAUCAUUCAACGGUUUGGGGACGCUAUGCGGAGCUUAAUUGAUUCCCAUGAAGCCCUUUCCAAAGUGAUGCCUCAACACGAAGAACAGAGAGAUGAGCUUCGUGAAUCUUUUGAAGGUGUGAACGACGCAGAAGCUAAACGGUUAGAAAACAUGCGUUGCGCAAACCUCCUUAACGAGGUUUGGAAGAACAGCGUCAUUGGUCGCCGCGAAGGAGGGAAUGCCUAUGACACCCUUUCUCUACACACCUGCAUCUUGCCUUCUGUUGCCAUCCUCGGCUCACUCGGUGGUCGCCUUGACCAAGAGAUUGCUUCUGUUUCCUCACUCUUCAACUUUGAGAGUGAAUUUCACAUGAUACUGACAAACAAGUGGAAUGUUAUGUUUCCAUGUGCCACCAAUGGAGUCACUCUCUGGUUGCACCCUUCCCCGGAUGCGGAUAAGCCUGGCGGUGUGGAAGGUUUCCAGCAGCCCGUUCUCGGUGACCCCAAUGACAUCACAAGCAAAACUAAUGAUAAGGGAGGCUGUGGUCAGAAUGUCCCCUCCUCGACGGGGAAACGAGCCCAACAGCUGGAUCGCGAGGGCGAUUUGUGCGGCAUUGUGCCUUUCGGAUUUGUCCAGCAAAUGGAGACGACAGGCUUCCUUUACAACAUUGUGAAGGGUCGCAGUGGGCCCCCGUGGGGUCAUUACGACGGUGUGACACAGACGGAGCAGUUUGUCUUUUCCUUCUCGGGUAUUGUGUCAACAUCUAACACGGCUGUGGCACCGAUGAUGUUGGUGGAUAUGCGGAUAUUAUCUCACACAGAUGAUGAUAAAAACGCGUCCUAUGACAACCCACCUACUCUUCUUACAACAAACCGUUUGACCUCUAGUUAA
Phytomonas sp. EM1 is the source of this 1758-nucleotide messenger RNA. The record is from the annotation of a GenBank genome assembly. Lineage: Eukaryota; Euglenozoa; Kinetoplastea; Trypanosomatida; Trypanosomatidae.